This is a messenger RNA of Tachysurus vachellii, 2403 nucleotides long. RefSeq names its product serine/threonine-protein kinase D3-like. NCBI's taxonomy places the organism in Eukaryota, Metazoa, Chordata, Actinopteri, Siluriformes, Bagridae. The coding region runs from base 74 to 1954 and encodes 626 amino acids. The transcript is spliced from 16 exons. Gene Ontology annotation, molecular function: protein serine/threonine kinase activity; ATP binding. The record is from RefSeq and is a predicted model, not a curated record. Gene Ontology annotation, cellular component: cytoplasm. Gene Ontology annotation, biological process: protein autophosphorylation; regulation of mitotic cell cycle; negative regulation of apoptotic process.
GUCACGACUCAGAGGAAUUAGUGACAUUCUAGAGUUUUACUCAGUUACUCAUGUCGAGAGCUACAAGAAUUGAAUGAAAAUGGCAGAUAUUCUAAAUCUUACCGAUGAACAGCUUCCUGCUGUAAAUCCUUGGUUUAAUAUAGGGAACAAAUUAUGGGAUGAACCUGAACCCUUGGAAAACAACCAUGAAGUUCAUUUCCCCCUUAUGAGUAAAAACAUGCAGAAGGAGAAUCUGCUGCAGUUUAUUCAGUGGCAAAUACAGAAUAGUCAUAAAUGCAACCAAGUGGAAGAAUAUAUCUUCUGGCAGAUAAUGGAAUUGUUCUGCCAUCAAAAUGGAAAAGUGAUGAUGUGCGAAGUCGCCUUCCUCCUCUUGAAGGUCUACGACCUGCUUCAGAAGAAACCAGUUGAAGUCAGAAAUGUACAGACGUUGAAGGAGUGGUGCCUUCCUCUGGCUCGACUUUUGUGCUCCGCUGCACCGGAUGACAAGCAGAGAGAAGCCGUGAUUAAGAUGGGAGAUGAUCUCGCCUUCAGAAAACUGACGUUCGCAGCACAUAUCUGCUACGUGGUGGCGGAAGUGGAGCUGGGGUCACGUGGACAGUUCGAGUUGAUCGGCUGUGACAGAUUGCCAUAUGGUAUGUUAGCCUUGUUUGAACCCUUUCUGAGAACUGAGACAUACGAGUACGUGCUGUGGCUGACCUCAGGAAAAGCCCAGCCAAGCUUCCAGAUCUUCAAGUACUUACUGGCCAGCAGAAUGGCUUAUUUGUAUGCACCUGAAAGAGCCAUUAAAUACUGCGAGGUCAUCGCUAGAGCAGUCGUCACUUUCCCAGACAGAACGACAAGGAGUUUUACUGAACAGCUUGUUUUGCUGUCUUGCAAACUGCAAAACGAGGAUGCUGAGGAACCCGAGUGGCUGCUAGAGCUCAAGCAGCUGCACAGAACUAAAUUAGCAAGUGCUAAUGUUAGUGAUGACCCAGAGCAGCACAUGACAUCUACCAGUCAGACAUUCAGAGCUUCUGAGAUCCAGCAGUCAGAAGGUUGCUUGUUGAAUGAGAAUAUCUCUGAACUCCAGUGUCCUGAUUCGGAGCACUACGCCGACCUGGAAGCUUUGCUUUCGUUGCGGUACCAAUUGGGAGAGCUGCUGAGGAGCGGACACUUCGGCUUUGUUUACAAAGCGGUCCGGAUUGCAGAUAAGAAAAAGGUCGCUGUUAAGGUCGUCACUAAGUAUAUACCUCUUACAACUACGAAAAUGCCUGGAGUGUCGGAGGAACUGCCCACAGAGGUGGCGCUAAUGAUGAUGGCGUCCAAGCCGCCUGUCUGUAGCAACAUUGUGGAGCUACUGGAGUGGUUUGACAUGGGCAGUCAGUUCGUCAUGAUUCUGGAACGACCAAGCCCCUGUAUGGACCUCGUGGAAUUUCAAAAGCUUCAGAAAGGUUUCCUGUCUGAAUCACAGGCUCGAGACAUCAUGGUCCAGGUGAUUCGGGCGGCUCGUCACUGCCGUGACCGUGGGGUGUUUCACUGUGACAUUAGGGCUGAGAAUCUCAUCAUCAACCCUGAUACUUUGGAAGUCAAACUGAUUGACUUUGGCUGUGGGGAAUUACUGAAGGACACAACGUACAAAUAUUAUUACGGCACUAUGUACUUUGCACCUCCUGAGUGGCUGUAUGGUGAUAAGUACAUGGCCGUUCCUGCUACGAUCUGGGGUUUGGGCGUACUCCUGUUUCACUUGCUCACUGGAGAAUUCCCCUUCGAAGGACUACUUAGCUUAAAUUACGGCUACCUGAAAGUACCUCCUGACUUGUCGCCAGAGUGCUUCCACCUGCUAAUGUGGUGCCUGGAUGUAAACCCUGAAACGCGGCCAUCUUUCGAGCACCUGCUCAGGCACGAGUGGUUUACUGGGACAGUCCAGGACAAAGUCCAGAUUCCUCCUGAAACCACAGAUCUUGUGACACGCUGACAACACACACACACACACACACACACACACACACACACACACACACACAAACAAAAACUUAUGGACUUUAUUGAUAUUAUUGACUUAUUGAUUUUGCAGUUCUUGAAUUAGUUUGAAAAUGAAAACUGAAUCUGGAAAGUUAUAUUUGUUGAAUAUUCAAAUUUAAUUGAAUAUUAAAUCUUACACCUUUUAAUAAAAGAUACACACAAACAAAAACUCGGAAUAAAAACACACUUCAAACGGUCAGUCGACGUUUCGGACGGAGGAAGGAACUGCCCACAGCACACAGAGGUGGCGCUAACGAUGAUGCUUGUGCCAUGUGAUUUGUUACGUUUUGUUUACAACUUUUUCAUUUUGGUUGUUGAGGUUCGAUGAUGUUCUUGCAUAGACUUUGCUUCCAAUUUCUUCAGAGGUAAAAAACCUGGAAGAAGUAAAUGACUCAAUUAUUA